UUUUUAAAACAUUCAAUGAGUUGAUCGCCAUUGCCGGAGUGCAGCUCCACUUGUCGGGAGCCGAAUGGUUUCGCAUAUUCUUUCGAAGUGGUCAGAAUUGGGAUGAAUUUCUGUGACUGAUAUUGAUUUUUUUUGUUUUUUUGAUUUUUUCCGUUUCACUUUCAUUCUUUUUUUGGUGUGUUCUGUAAUUAGUCAUAUUCACUCUAUCCGAAGAUUCAAGAAGUUUGAAGGGGACUUGUGCUGUUGAGGGUUCACGUUCAUUCUGUACGAAAAGGACCGGCUGGGACACGCUUGCCGAGGAUUUCUGUUCAUACCCAAUUCUUUCGAACUUACAGCACUCCGAUGAUUGAAUAGGCGUAGUGAGAAAUUCCAGGAGUUUCGAAGUGGAGGAUCCGUCGGAACUUGCCAGGGUUCCAUUACUAAUUGUAAGUGGGUUGUCCAGUUAACUGCGCCAGUGACUUAGAAUGGUUUUACUGGGUUAUGGAUUCCCAGGUUUCGUCACCCAAACUGUAGCUCCAAUCGCAUCUUUAUAAACAGGAAUCGUGCAAGUACAGCGCAAUCCUUGCUGUGUUCACUAUGCUGACGGUCAGACUCUCUCGUCAGACUUUCACAGACUAGUAUCUCCUUUUGGUGUUCCUGGGGGUUAGUCCAGUGGGUAAUUUGGAUUCUGCGAGAGAGCAAAGAGAAUACAGGCAGAGUGGGGGUUCUGGUGUAGCAAAAUCUCAGUUCAGUUGAGGUAUGCAGGCACUUCGUGAGUCAAAAGGUGGCAACCUUGAUGAAUAUUGUGCCAAAGUACGGGAAAUUAACGAGUUUGAGAUUCGUUCGGGAUCGUGCGUACUAUUGCGGUUCGGCUGAGAAGCAGACUCCAGUUAUAUUUUGCGAUUUUAGGUGCAUCAAAUAUUCAAAUCAUCCAUGUAAGGAGUGGCAAAUUUCUUGAAUUUCGAUUUCGGUUUUAGAGAUUAGAAUUGGAACGUCGGGCUGAGCGGGAGACGCUGACAUUGAGAACGAGGGCUCGUCUGCAGUUGUUUAAGGCGACUCAUAUAAUUUGGGCACAUUGGUAGGGGAUCAGCAGCGACAUGUCAACAUUCGGGUGUAGCGCUGAGGAUGUGACCACUCUGCAAGGGUUUCUGGGCAACACGGCGAACGCCGCUGGAUUGAGCAGUUUCCUCUGCAAAAAGCUAGAUGACGUUUCUUCGCAGUUGGAUGCCACAACCCUGGCAGUGGAUAAUACGUAUCUGCUCUUCUCAGCGUAUCUCGUGUUUGCUAUGCAGCUAGGAUUCGCCAUGCUAUGCGCAGGGUCUGUCCGAGCCAAGAACACCAUGAACAUCAUGCUCACAAACGUGCUGGACGCAGCCUGCGGCGGUCUUUCCUACUACAUCUUCGGUUUUGCUUUCGCGUUCGGCAUAGGAUCCAAAACUAAUGGCUUUAUCGGCCACUACAACUGGGCCCUGAGAGGAUACCCGAAUGAAUCAUUCGACUACAGCUACUUCUUAUUCCAGUGGGCCUUCGCCAUCGCCGCGGCGGGGAUCACAUCUGGAUCUAUUGCAGAGCGGACGCAGUUUGUUGCUUACCUGAUAUACUCGUCUGUGUUGACAGGAUUCGUGUAUCCAAUCGUCUCUCACUGGCUGUGGUCUACUGACGGAUGGCUGUCUGCGUCGAAAUCUGUGGGACCAGGGUCGCUACUGUUCGGUAGCGGCGCCAUCGACUUCGCAGGCAGCGGCGUCGUGCACAUGGUGGGCGGCAUUGCAGGGUUCUGGGGCGCUUUCAUCGAGGGUCCUCGUAUAGGCCGUUUCGAUAAGACAGGGAACCCCAUGGUCUUCCGGGGGCACAGCGCGACGCUGGUAGUGCUCGGAACUUUUCUGCUGUGGUUCGGAUGGUAUGGGUUCAACCCUGGCAGCUUUGUUAAUAUCUUGGUUCCGUAUUCGGGCAACCGCGGUGCCUGGACUGGGGUCGGCAGAACGGCGGUGACGACCACGUUGUCUGGGUGCACUGCCGCAGUUACGACCUUGUUUGCGAAACGCCUCCUCCACAAUCACUGGAGUGUGCUUGACGUGUGCAAUGGCUUGUUGGGCGGAUUCGCUGCCAUCACUGCUGGCUGCGCCGUAGUAGCACCUUGGGCUAGCAUCAUCUGCGGGUUUGUCUCCGCGUGGGUCCUCAUCGGGCUCAACAAACUCGCAGCUCGUGUGCACUAUGACGACCCUUUGGAAGCGGCCCAGCUUCACGCCGGGUGCGGUGCCUGGGGCCUCAUCUUCGUCGGUCUCUUUGCGCAACAGAACUACAUCCUGCAGAUCUAUGAUGGAGCUGGCGACCGACCCCAUGGACUAUUCAUGGGCGGCGGGGGAAAGCUCCUGGCAGCCCAGAUUAUCGAAAUUCUGGCCAUCUUCGGCUGGGUUACCGUCACCAUGGGGCCCCUCUUCUUUCUUCUGAAGCUGUUUAAUCUGCUGCGCAUCUCCCCCGAAGAUGAAAUGGCUGGACUGGACCUAACCCGGCACGGCGGCACAGCCUACAUCCACCAUGAUGGUUCCGAUCACCCCAUGCACAUGCACUCCAUGAACGGCCAGAAACGACCCAAUGAAGGACCUGGAGGCAACUAUGACGGUACCAAUGUGUAAGCUGUGUGUUAGAAUUCCACAGAUCAGUUAUAAUGCGCCUCCUUCAAGCACUUGAAGACCCUGAAUAUGUAGGUAAUAGAUACGAAGCCACAGGCAAAUCCAACUGUACUUUUUUGUUCGAUAGAUUGGACAGUGCAUGGUCGCGCACCGUAGAUACUUAAUUAGAUGAAAACAUAGCGAAGUUCGUUGUUGUCGGUCUGCCAGUCAUGCAGCAGCGAUCCAUUUGCCGAAGAACGUGGUUACAAAGAGAAUUUAUUGAUCGGACCAGUUGAAGCGAUGGAGUUCGUAGGAUCUUAUUGAAGUUCAUGUAGAAACGAAGAUCGUGUGACACAGUCCCCUGGAUCAGACAUUGUAAAGUAAGGGUUGUGAUGUAUCUGCAGCAGGACAGUCAAGUGAGGAAAGCUUUGUAAUAGAAUCCAUAUCCAUGCUCAAUGUGAGGUUGACAGUAUUGCAAGAUAACCUGCACAACCAGGAUGUAAGGUGAAGUGCAUCAUUGUGAGACGAAUGCUGUAUAUAUCGUGCAAUAAACGGUGAUUUAUAUCACCCUGUUGCUCGUGC
Molecule: messenger RNA, 3170 nt
Organism: Physcomitrium patens
Lineage: Eukaryota; Viridiplantae; Streptophyta; Bryopsida; Funariales; Funariaceae
Source: RefSeq, a predicted model, not a curated record